CGCCCAGCCCCGCCGCCGUCCCUGAGAGCCAGGAGAGCCAGGAGAGGAGCCAGGAGAGCAGCCCCAGCCGCACCUGCACCUACAACUCCGCGCCAUGGCCGACCAGCUGACAGAGGAGCAGCUGGCCGAGUUCCGGGAGGCCUUCUCCCUGUUCGACAAGGACGGGGAUGGCACCAUCACCACCCAGGAGCUGGGCACCGUCAUGCGCGCCCUGGGCCAGAACCCCACGCAGGCCGAGCUGGAAGGCAUGGUGAGCGAGAUCGACCGCGACGGCAACGGCACGGUGGACUUCGCCGAGUUCCUGGGCAUGAUGGCCCGGCGCAUGAAGGACCGGGACAGCGAGGAAGAGAUCCGCGAGGCCUUCCGCGUGUUCGACAAGGACGACGACGGCCUGGUGAGCGCGGCCGAGCUGCGCCACGUGAUGACCAGGCUCGGGGAGAAGCUGAGCGACCAGGAGGUGGACGAGAUGAUCCAGGCGGCGGACGUGGAUGGGGACGGGCAGGUCAACUACGAGGAGUUCGUCCGCAUGCUGGUCUCCAAGUGAGGAGCUGGCAGGUGCAGCAGCCCCGGGCUGUCUCUCCCCGACCCCCUCCGCUCUGCGGGGGACCUGCCUGCCCGCUUCUGGCUGCAGCAAGAGCCUCAGGCCCUGCACCGCUUCCUCUACCCGCCAGCAUCCCAGGCCCUGCUUCUUCCCCGCCCAGGUGAGCUCAGGCCCGCUUUCUGCCUCUCACUUUGUCUCCUGUUUCCUGCCAACCGCCUGCCUCCCACCCUCUUCGCACCCAGAAUGACACAGAGGCCGCUGGCUGGCAAGCCCAGCACAGCCUGAGUGCCCCGGUCCCUCAGGAGCAGAAGGAAAAGUGACAUCUCUCAACAGGACAAGGAGCAGAAGAAUGAGUGAAAGUGGCUCUGACCGGGCCAUCGGUGGGGAGGGUGCGAUGUGACCUCACAGAGUCCUUGGCCCGGUCCCUCAAAGACACUUGGCACUUGGACCGGGACGGUAGCCCUCACACUUCAUCUGCUGCUGGACCCGGGCAAGUGCUAUCACCUGCCCUGGAGCGAGGUGGCCGCAGAGUCUCUGCCCGACAGACACCAGGCUUCCUGGGAAACAGCGCUGGCUGCCACGGAGCGCCUGCCCCUUCCUCUCUGUCUUCACCAAACCCCCGUGAUGGUGACUCAUCUUUGGAAGGUGGGAGUAAAACCAGGUCUGUUGUAACAUGUCUGUAUUCAUCUUCUUGGAGGGAAAUUUUAAUGAAAGGGAGAAGGAAACCAUAGGGGAAAUAAAUAAAGCAUUUGUGUUCCUGUGGU
Molecule: messenger RNA, 1305 nt
Organism: Pipistrellus kuhlii (Kuhl's pipistrelle)
Lineage: Eukaryota; Metazoa; Chordata; Mammalia; Chiroptera; Vespertilionidae
Product: calmodulin-like protein 3
Exons: 1
Coding region: 95-544 (149 amino acids)
Cellular component (GO): myosin II complex
Molecular function (GO): calcium ion binding
Source: RefSeq, a predicted model, not a curated record